Triticum aestivum (bread wheat) is the source of this 384-nucleotide messenger RNA. RefSeq names its product UDP-glycosyltransferase 86A1-like. The record is from RefSeq and is a predicted model, not a curated record. Bases 1 to 384 code for a protein of 127 amino acids. Lineage: Eukaryota; Viridiplantae; Streptophyta; Magnoliopsida; Poales; Poaceae. The transcript is spliced from 2 exons. Gene Ontology annotation, molecular function: UDP-glycosyltransferase activity.
AUGGCGAUGAUUUCCCCCUCCCGGAGGGAAGUGUCCCCGGUGGAGGUCCUCUCCCACGCCGCGCUGGAUGGCUUCCUCACGCACUGCGGGUGGAACUCCUUGCUGGAGAGCGUGUGGUCCGGAGUGCCUAUGCUCUGCUUCCCGCUGCUCACUCACCAGUUCACUAACCGGCGGCUCGUCGUGCGGGAGUGGCACGUCGGCGUGCCCAUCGGGGACCGUGGCGCGGUGUUCGCAGACGAGGUGAGGGCGAGGAUCGAGGGCGUCAUGUCCGGGAAAGAGGGUGAGGAGCUCCGGGAGGCGGUGAAGAAGGUGAGGGCAACGCUCGAGGCCGCCACGGCACACGGCGGGUCAUCGCAGCGGAGCUUCGAUAAGUUUGUCGAUUAG